Messenger RNA from Drosophila mauritiana, 1072 nucleotides. RefSeq names its product peptidoglycan-recognition protein LD. Gene Ontology annotation, biological process: peptidoglycan catabolic process. The transcript is spliced from 3 exons. Lineage: Eukaryota; Metazoa; Arthropoda; Insecta; Diptera; Drosophilidae. The record is from RefSeq and is a predicted model, not a curated record. Bases 63 to 1046 code for a protein of 327 amino acids. Gene Ontology annotation, molecular function: N-acetylmuramoyl-L-alanine amidase activity; zinc ion binding.
UGAUAAGAUAUAGUUAAGGGGGUGAGAUACAUCUCGGCUGGAUAUCCCCAGUUGGUGGCAAGAUGCCGAUCUUUGUUAGCGCCUACAGUCUGCGUGCAAUCAGCAAAUACUAUGCCCACCAAGACCAGAGUGGCCUGGACAAACUGUGCCACUUGACUAAUCAUCUGGUCGCCUUUAUCUUGGCUAAACUCCAUAAUUUGUUGUUUGCUCUAUAUUUUGCUACGAUAGCACGUCGUAGUCCCUCGCCGGCCGCCGUCUCCCAGUCGUCGUACGGCAGUCUGAGUUCCAGCCAAGAUCUACACAUUCGAGUGGACAAGGAUGGCGUUGCUAGCGAAUCCACUCCGCUGCUGGCAGCUGCUCAGCGGUCCAUCAAGACGUCCUCAUCCCUCACAGCCUCAGUCUCAGCCUCCUCCUCGACGCCUUCGAGUUGCCGGAGGAACCCCACGCUCCACGAAGACUGCUUCAAUUGGCGCUCGGUGGGACUGCUGGUCAUGUGUGCAUCCGCCUUGGCACUGGCCGCCUAUUUGCUCUGGAGACAAACCCAAACGCCGGACUUUGGCUACCGACUCAGUAUCGUGGGUCAUGGCAUAUGGUCGGAUAUGGAUAUCCAGGGUCGGGGAACACUUUUCGAUCCGAUCGGUGUCCACACAGUGAUUAUUACCCACACUGGGAGCAAUGAAUGCCACGAUGAUUGCCCGGAUGUAUUGCAUAAGCUGGAAAGGUCGCAUCUUGGCGAGCUGCCCUACAACUUCCUGGUCGCCGGUGAUUGUCAGGUCUUCGAGGCACGAGGCUGGCACUAUCGGAGCCAGUAUCCAAGGGAUCUAAUUGGAAUAGACUCGUUGGUGAUGGCCUUUGUGGGUAACUUCAGCGGGAGGCCACCCAUCGAUUGUCAGUUGUUGGCCGCCCAGGCUCUGAUUCUGGAAUCCCUAAAGCGUCGGAUUCUGCAGCCAAUGUACCAACUCUUCGUGUUGGGCAGCUAUACGGACGCACUGCAGCGGGAACUGAGGCACUGGCCGCACUACGCGAGCCACCAAACAUCCAAGUGAAGCAACAAAGAGAUGAUUCCAAAUUA